This is a messenger RNA of Hibiscus syriacus, 499 nucleotides long. Its product is annotated as auxin-induced protein 6B-like. The transcript has a single exon. Gene Ontology annotation, biological process: response to auxin. Bases 29 to 472 code for a protein of 147 amino acids. The record is from RefSeq and is a predicted model, not a curated record. Lineage: Eukaryota; Viridiplantae; Streptophyta; Magnoliopsida; Malvales; Malvaceae.
GCAAGAGCCUUUUUUAUUUCCCGGUAAUAUGUCGGCGGAGCUUAGAAAAUGCAUCAAAAUCCGCCACAUUGUGAGGCUUCGACAGAUGUUGCAGCGGUGGAGGAACAAGGCUAGCAUGUCAGCCGGCCGCACCCCGUCCGAUGUGCCGGCGGGUCACGUGGCUGUCUGCGUCGGGACUAGUUGCAGGCGAUUCGUGGUGAGGGCGACGUACCUGAACCAUCCCGUCUUCAAGAAACUCCUUAUCCAAGCAGAGGAAGAAUACGAGUUCACCAACCAAGGCCCAUUGGCGAUCCCCUGCGACGAGUCGGUUUUCGAAGAAGUGAUCCGGUUCAUUUCCACGUCGGAGGCGGAUCGGUCUGCCGGGUUCGUGAACAUCGAUGACUUUAAACGGAAUUGCCACAUGGGAAUCAGAAGUAAGCUUGAUUUGACAACGGAAUCUCGACCGUUACUUCGUGGGUCCGCUGGUAAUUGAAGAUAUAGUGGAAAAAAUGGAAAAGCU